AUGGCUAGCCCCGCGCUUGCGAAACCGGACCCUACCCCCGCAUGGAAGAAAAACCUGUCCGCCCACCUUCUCUGCCCUGAAUGCAAGGAAGAUCCCCCAAAUCUUGAGUUUCCGGACUCCCACGAGACAGUAUGCGGCUCUUGCGGUCUUGUCCUUGCGGAUCGUGAGAUCGACUUGCACUCCGAAUGGCGUACUUUCUCUAACGAUGACCAAAAUAACGAUGACCCUUCCCGUGUUGGAGAUGCAUCAAAUCCACUGUUGAACGGAGCACAGUUGGAGACAUCCAUCGCCAGCGGAGGAUCGGGCCGCGCGCGCGACCUUUAUCGCGCUCAGAACAAGCAGUCGGGCGAGAAGGCCAACAAACAACUUCUGGCCGCCUACAAGGAGAUCGGUGCCCUGUGUGAUGGUUUCAACAUCCAGAAGACUGUCGCCGACACCGCCAAGUAUCUCUUCAAGAUGGUUGACGAUGCCAAGGCCUUCAAAGGAAAAUCGCAGGAAGUGAUCAUUGCCGGAUGUAUCUUCAUCGCAUGCCGCCAGUGCAAGGUCCCGCGCACAUUCACUGAGAUUUUCGCUGUGACCAAGGUCACCCGCAAAGAAAUCGGUCGCAUUUACAAGGCUCUGGAGAAGUUCUUCACCACUCAAAAUGUCGAACGUCACAAUGCCGCCCUGGAGAAUGGCGAAACUCACGACUCGGCUGGUGAUUACAACGCAACCACUUCCACCAAGCCUAGUGACCUUUGCAACCGUUUCUGCAACCUUCUCGAUCUUCCUUUCCAAGUUACCAGCGUCUCCGUUUCACUGUCGGAUCGUGUUACUGCCAUGGGCGACUUGGCUGGACGAUCUCCCCUGUCUAUCGUGGCCGCUUGUAUCUACAUGGCCUCGGCUCUCAUGGGCAACGCCAAGUCCGCAAAGGAGAUUUCCCUGGUCGCGCACGUCAGCGACGGCACCAUUCGUGGCGCAUACAAGCAGCUGUACGCCGAGCGUGAACGUCUCAUUGAUCCUGAAUGGAUCAAGGGCGGAAAGGGUGACAUGGCCAAGCUGCCUGUCAGCUAA
Messenger RNA from Penicillium brevicompactum, 1053 nucleotides. RefSeq names its product transcription factor SUA7. Gene Ontology annotation, cellular component: transcription preinitiation complex; nucleus. Bases 1 to 1053 code for a protein of 350 amino acids. NCBI's taxonomy places the organism in Eukaryota, Fungi, Ascomycota, Eurotiomycetes, Eurotiales, Aspergillaceae. Gene Ontology annotation, molecular function: TBP-class protein binding; RNA polymerase II general transcription initiation factor activity. The record is from RefSeq and is a predicted model, not a curated record. The transcript has a single exon. Gene Ontology annotation, biological process: transcription preinitiation complex assembly; transcription initiation at RNA polymerase II promoter.